AUGUCCAAAGUCAGCAAAAGACAGGAAAUCAAGGAAAAGGAAGCCUUGCAGGCCAGGUUCCAGCUAGCGUUUAAGCAGCAAAGCGCAAAAGUUCUGUCGUGGCUACCGACAGAAACACAAACGAACAAAACAGACGCGAGUGAAAAGAGCGAGUCGAGACUCGCAGAACGAGCCGAGUUUCUCAAUCUUCCGAUCAUUCUGCAGGGAAGCGGCCUUUUCGAGCUCGAAAACGAAGAAAACUCGGGCAAAACCGGAGCAAGUACCAUUGGAUCAUUCAUUUCGUCAGAGGAAACGAAGAAAAUUGCGCCGCCAGAAAGGAAGGGUGCGCCCGCAUCGAAGGCGAUGAGCUCGUUGAUGAACAAGAUGCGCGGAGAUACGAGACGGCAGAUCCAUGAACGUGAACGCGAGAAGAGUCGGUUCAAAAUGAAGGAGCCGCAGCGGGCGGUCGUGGAGCCGGAAAGCGAUGAGGAGCUGAAGCUGGCGCAGAUCCAGCGGAAGGUGUUCAAGCCGGCGGUGGGCGGGAAGAAGAAGGCGCGGCCGUUUUAG
Molecule: messenger RNA, 546 nt
Organism: Australozyma saopauloensis
Lineage: Eukaryota; Fungi; Ascomycota; Pichiomycetes; Serinales; Metschnikowiaceae
Exons: 1
Coding region: 1-546 (181 amino acids)
Biological process (GO): ribosomal small subunit biogenesis
Cellular component (GO): 90S preribosome
Source: RefSeq, a predicted model, not a curated record